GGCUGCAACCUGCUGAAAACAGGUUGUGAUUCCUGUGUCAGUGAGCAGGAGAGGGAGGAAAGGCUGCAAACCUAUCCCCGGGGAAAUCGAAGCCCUACCUUCCACCCAUCCCCGGCUGCCAUCAUCUCAGUUUCGGGAGUCCCGGCUUUUCGGCCUGUUCGCCAUUUAAUUGUUUGAUAUUUGAAAGCGUUGUGGUUUGUUUUUGCUCUCUCCCUCUCUCUCUUUCUGCGCCUCCCGGAGUGAAAAAACGCUGCCGGCAUCGCUUCCAUUACAAUUGAGAAAGCUCUGUCUCCCUGUCAGAGGGAGCGAUGGGAGCGACCUUGGCUGGAACAAAUAACCACUCUUUGGAAACUGGGAUUUUGGCCAGGGUUUAACCCCAGCGAGCUCUGUCUGUCUAGUUAUCGCCAAUUCUUGCUUUCGAAGCGAGCCGUGCAAUAGUCCAUUUAAUUCUUCAUAUUAUCUGCAUGUGACUGAACUGCUCCCUCUCCCUCCCCCCUUCAUCCCCGAUGAUUCUGACAACUCGCUAUCGCAUGGAUGUCUUUCUCCUGGUCGAUAUUGAGCAAGAUUUAAAGAUGGAGACUGCAUGAGGACCAUCCGAGGUGUGACACAGUGAGAGCAGCAAGCCUGGGAGUCCUCCACGUCUGCCUGCAGAUACAUUAAUAGCAGCGAGAAACACUGUCUACCGCCGAGUGCCCUGGCCGUUUGGAAAUACUGGAAGCUUCUCCAAACGGGGAUAUUCUGGCGAUGUGAGGACACUGAAGAAGGAAUGGACUGAUCCUUGGAGGGAAACAUCCUUUUGUGACUGCAAAUGCUGCUUUUUGAAUGGCCGAUCAUGGUAACCUGCGUAUAAAAGGAGGAAUCUGAGACUCAGAGCAGGACAGAGAUUUCUGUUUUUGUCUGUGUGCUAGACCUGGUUGAUGUGUAACCAACCCCAAUAAGUUGGGCACACUAGGAUACUGCUGAAAGACUUACUGCUCUUGGGCCACAAUAUUUAUCCAUUUUGGCCAGAGGUUAUCACAACACCUGAGGAGAUGGAGGCUAUCUGGGUCUAUCAGUUCAGGUUGAUAGUCAUCGGGGACUCCACGGUGGGCAAGUCGUGCCUGAUCCGUCGUUUCACCGAGGGAAGGUUUGCCCAAGUGUCGGACCCCACGGUUGGUGUGGACUUCUUCUCAAGGUUGGUAGAGAUUGAGCCAGGAAAACGGAUUAAGUUGCAGAUUUGGGACACAGCUGGUCAGGAGCGAUUCAGGUCCAUAACUCGUGCGUAUUACAGGAAUUCAGUGGGAGGACUGCUCUUAUUCGAUAUAACUAACCGUAGGUCAUUCCAGAAUGUGCAUGAGUGGUUGGAAGAGGCCAAAGUUCACGUCCAACCAUUCCAGAUCGUUUUCGUGCUGGUUGGCCAUAAAUGUGACCUGGCAACCCAACGGCAAGUGUCAAAGGAGGAGGCAGAAAAGCUUGCUGCAGCGUACCGGAUGAAAUAUAUAGAGACGUCCGCAAGAGAUUCCAUCAACGUUGAACAGGCCUUUACCGAUCUGACAAGAGAUAUCUAUGAACUUGUCAGAAGGGGUGACAUUAUGAUGCAAGAGGGAUGGGAAGGAGUGAAGAGUGGUUUUGUUCCAAAUGUGGUCCACUCCUCAGAGGAAGCUGUCAAAUCAGGCAGAAGAUGCCUUUGCUAAUUAAAGAGUGGAAACGUUUAAACUUGAUAAAUGCCCUCGCAUGUAGAGACUGUAUCAAAUAAAUGCUGUAGGCCUUUUUAAGUUUGUAUCACAAAUUAUUCACUAUUUCCACAAUACAGAUAUUUGAUCAAUCAUUUUGUAAUUAAUGGGAACCUGACGUCUGAACCAGUUACCCUAAUUAGCUGGCAGAUGGGAAUGGAGAGUUUCCACCUACUGUUUGAAUCCCUGGGGAUGGGGGAAGACAAGAAACAGCUUAUGUUUUUGAAAAUUUCUAAAGAGAAGCAUUGAAUAAUUCAGAUUGUAACCGGUUUGAUAGCCAUUAAUUGAUUUUCUACUACAAGAGAGGCAGUUGAAGAACCUGAACUGCUACUUUAAUUCAGUCUGCAUGUCCUCAUUCCCUUGUACAAUGCAGGAGAGGAUCUUCAUUAUAACCUGCCUACUCUUGAUUCACAGGUACAGCAAAGUCAGCCUCCCAUGACACAGUGUGAAAUAACUUAAACUGGGUCCAAUAAUAAAGACCUGCAGAAAUAAAUAUAGGUAUUUUUCUGGCUAACAUCUAUAUUAAAAAAUUCUACAGAUCAUCUCACUGAACACACUCAGAGGUAGACUUCAUUCUGAGGGUAAUGGUCUAUAUUUUUUUCCCAAAUUUCUCCCUCCUCUCUGUCCUUCCUAGAGAUGACAGCUGCAUGCUGCGGUACAGUGUAGCUCUCUGGAACAUGGCCAAAGUUACUAUUUAUCAGGUUUGAAUUAAUUCACAAAGCAUCAUCAGUUUAUUGAAACUCAGUGCAUACUUCACAACGGAACCCGAUCAGCCAUCAUGUACUCUCUACAGCAAGAGUCACUGAUAUCAAUUUGGAACAUGAACCUCGAUUUGAUUUUCCCUCUGAAGUCAAUGCUAGCAUCCCAAAUGUUACUGACCCAAACUGUUCAGCACAGUCUAGACAACAGACUGGGUUCCUCAUAAUAAAGAUCAAAAUAGUCUUGUAACAUACUGGUUGGUACAAUGAGUUAGAUUCUCACUGGGAGAUGUUUUAAUAAUAUUGGGGAUACGCAGGAGAAAAUAAGGGAGAAAAAUCAAAAGUUAAGUUAAACAAUAAUAUUUGCCGAGAAUAAAUGGUGAACAUUUUGAAAUUACAGAAUUAAGAAGGCCUUCACUAGCCUCCCAUGUGUAGUGACUGUACAAACAGUUAGAUAUUUGUAAAAUCAGUAAACCAACUGUAUACUGUGUAUGAUAGAUCAGUGCUAUUGAAUUAGCCGUUACUUCACCGAAUAAAUGGUAAAUUCAGAGUCCUUACCCUUGUGAGUACACAGGAACUCCAGUUAAAUACAUGAUGAGUGACCCUUAGCUUAUGAAUAAACAGAAUAUACAGAAUCAUUAACUUUUACCCUGCUGAAUAAAAGGAGCUCAGGACAAAAGAUUUUUUUUUAUCCUGGUGAAUAAAGAGGAGUUCAGUACAAUUGCAUGGUAAGGACUUCAUGCAGCCAAAUAAACAGCAACUGUACGGUUACGUGAUGAGAAACUCUUACUUUGCCAGGUAAGCAGUAGGUCCACACAAUCUUAGAUAAUAACUUUCACAUGCUACAAAAACUAAACUUCACUCAACAAGUAACUGCUGAAGUUAUGUGAGUAUUCUACAGUUAUGAGAGUUCUUACCUUACUGAAUGCAUCAUUCCAGAUUAAUUCCAGACACGUAAUUCUUACUUAAUUGAAAUGGAAAAUCAUUUGACCAGAUGCUAAUUAUUAAUCGCUGAAUA
Molecule: messenger RNA, 3428 nt
Organism: Rhincodon typus (whale shark)
Lineage: Eukaryota; Metazoa; Chordata; Chondrichthyes; Orectolobiformes; Rhincodontidae
Product: ras-related protein Rab-39B
Exons: 3
Coding region: 1032-1673 (213 amino acids)
Biological process (GO): Rab protein signal transduction
Cellular component (GO): Golgi membrane
Molecular function (GO): GTP binding; GTPase activity
Source: RefSeq, a predicted model, not a curated record